CUCUUUCCCCAACCCCCUCGCCUUUCUCUCUCUCCCUCCUAUCCUCCCUCCCUGGCUCACGUUAAAGGAGGAGGAGAUAGAUAAGAUAGAUAGAUAGAUUGAUAGAGAACAAAUAAAGGAAGAGGAAGGACAGCAUUGCGGCCAUUUUGUUGCCGGCUUCCUGCUUUCCUCUUUCCUGCCCAUUAUUAUAAUAUUUCUCUUUGCAUAUAUGAUUAAGAUUUUGGUGGAGGCAAUAGGGGAUCAAGGAAAAGAAGGGCUCCCCUCUUCCUCUUCCUUCUUUUGUUUUUUUUACGCUGACCAGCAUUGCCGGGGUUCUCAGUGAGCUGGCUUAGGUGAGAAGUGAGUUCGCUUCGACAGAUCCUUCCUUCCUUCAAUUCUCUCCUCUCCUCUCCUCUCCUCUUGGUGUCCUCCUGUCUCUUCCUCUUCGACUUCUUCUUCUACUCCUUACGUCUUCUCUCUCUCUCUCUCUCUCUCUCUCUCUCUCUCUUUUUUCCUUUUCUUUCCCGGGGGAUCCAUUGGAAAGACUGACAGUCCAGCUCCACCGCAUUCCCUUGCGUAAUCUUCCAGCAAUUCAAAUUUCUCUUCCUGCCAAAAAAGAAAAGAAGAUAUCACAACAGCAGCAGCAAUAAUAAUAGAAAGCAAAAGAGAGGCAGGCGAGACAGAAAUACAAAAAAGAAAGUCACUUUUUUUUUUUUCUUUUUUUUGGCCCCUCUGGAGCACGGAAACUAAAGAAGAAGAAGAGUGUGCGCGAGGGAAGAAGCAGCACCCCGCCCCGCCUUUAUAAAAAUCCUGUCUUCUCGAAUUUCUUACUACCCUGUGGGCCUUUCUCCUCCUCCUCAACAUUGCUGCUGCUGCUACUACUACCGCCACCAUUAUUUCUGUUUUUUUUUUUUUUCUUAUUCUGGGGUGGUGGUGGUGGUGGGGGUGUUUCUGCUCCUCUUCUGCUUCGUGGGAAAAGCAGAGGCCAUGGAGAGGGUUUCGUCGGCGGCGCUCUUUCCGGAGGCGUUCCAGGGGAGCAGAGACGGCGUGGCGGAGCAGAUGGCGCUGGUGUGGCAGCAGAUCAAGGCGCCGGUGAUCGUGCCCCUGCUCCGGACGGCCGUGUUCCUCUGCCUGCUCAUGUCGGUGAUGCUCUUCCUGGAGAAGGUGUACAUGGCCGUCGUCAUCGUCCUCAUCAAGCUCUUCCGGAGGAGGCCCGAGAAGCGCUACCGCUGGGAGCCCAUGCGCGACGAUCUCGAGCUCGGCAAUUCGGCUUAUCCCACGGUCCUCGUCCAGAUCCCCAUGUACAAUGAGAAAGAGGUGUACCAGCUGUCCAUCGGAGCUGCCUGCGGGCUGUCAUGGCCGUCGGAUCGCAUUAUAAUCCAAGUGCUUGAUGACUCCACGGACCCAGUUAUCAAGAACAUGGUGGAGGUGGAGUGCCAGAGGUGGGCGAGCAAGGGGAUCAACAUCAAGUACGAGAUCCGGGACAACAGGAACGGGUACAAGGCAGGGGCGCUCAAGGAGGGGAUGAAGCACAGCUACGUCCGGGACUGCGACUACGUCGCAAUCUUCGACGCCGACUUCCAGCCGGAGCCCGACUUCCUCUGGCGCACCAUCCCCUUCCUCGUCAACAACCCCGACGUCGGCCUCGUCCAAGCUCGCUGGAAAUUCGUGAAUUCGAACGAAUGCUUGAUGACGAGGAUGCAGGAAAUGUCCCUGGAUUACCACUUUACGGUGGAGCAAGAAGUGGGAUCCUCUACCUAUGCUUUCUUUGGCUUCAACGGGACCGCUGGGGUAUGGCGGAUUGCUGCUCUCAAUGAAGCAGGGGGGUGGAAGGAUCGAACCACGGUGGAGGACAUGGAUCUUGCUGUUCGAGCAAGCCUUAAGGGAUGGAAGUUUGUAUUCCUCGGAGAUCUCAAGGUCAAGAAUGAACUUCCUAGUACUUUCAAGGCCUACCGCUAUCAGCAGCAUAGGUGGUCUUGCGGACCAGCAAACCUGUUCAGGAAAAUGAUGAUGGAGAUUGCCAGAAACAAGAAAGUGUCUCUUUGGAAGAAAGUGCAUGUGAUCUACAGUUUCUUCUUUGUGAGGAAGAUUGUGGCCCAUAUCGUAACUUUUGUGUUUUACUGCUUGGUUAUCCCUGCAACGGUCUUGGUCCCCGAGGUGCAAAUACCCAAGUGGGGUGCUGUUUAUAUUCCUUCCAUGAUUACGAUGCUCAAUGCUGUUGGGACUCCAAGGUCUCUCCACUUGCUGGUGUUUUGGAUUCUUUUUGAGAAUGUCAUGUCCUUGCACAGAACAAAAGCGACCUUUAUUGGCCUAUUGGAAGCAGGGAGAGUAAAUGAAUGGGUGGUCACUGAAAAGCUUGGAGAUACUCUGAAAGCAAAAGCCGGUGGUAGAGCAGCUAGGAAGCCACGAAUCAGGAUUGGUGAGAGGCUGCAUAUUUUGGAGCUCGGCGUUGGAGCUUAUCUCUUCUUCUGCGGGUGCUACGAUGUAGCCUUUGGGAAGAAUCAUUACUUCAUCUAUCUCUUUCUACAAGCAGUUGCCUUCUUUAUAGUUGGUUUUGGUUACAUCGGCACUUUCGUCCCGCAUUCUUAAGGGCCCCAAGGGUAGGGCGUAACCGCAAGAAGCCCUGGAAGUGAAUCAUACUGUUUUCAGAUUCUCGGUAAGCAUCGAUAUUUAGUUAAGCAACCUUCUUCAAUUGUUUGUUUGUUGUGGGAACAAAUCAAAGCGAAGUCCGCGGUAGAAGAUAGGUAUCUUGUGUGAAUAUUUUUGGCUGCAGAAGCGCAAGCGCCAUGGUCUAUAGGGUUUGUACUAGAUAUGAAGGAAGGGUGAAUGAACAGGAAGGAAAUUUUGGGCCUCUCCUUCACAGAAGGAACAGCGGUAGAAUAAUAGUUUGAUUUUAAGUAGGUGGUGUGUAAACAAAAACACCAGUAGAGAGAUUCUGGUUUCAUGUGUGUGUCCUCUGCUUCGAAGGUGGAAGAGGAGGAAGGACGUAAAAUGAUGGAUAGAAAAAAGUGGCAACUGGAUGGUCCUUUUUAUUUAUUUUACUUUAUUUUCCUUUCGCAAUUUUAUGUUAUUCCCUUUGCUGCCUUGGCAAUAAGGAAAUGUUAUUGUAUAAAACUCUUUCCCUACCGGCUUCCUUGAUUUCUUCCAUCAAAUAAAGAAAUCCUUUGGUUGGUUGAAAAAAAAAAAAAGGAUAAAGAAAAAAGAAAAAAGAAGAUAUUGGGCUUGUACA
Molecule: messenger RNA, 3208 nt
Organism: Ananas comosus (pineapple)
Lineage: Eukaryota; Viridiplantae; Streptophyta; Magnoliopsida; Poales; Bromeliaceae
Product: glucomannan 4-beta-mannosyltransferase 9-like
Exons: 9
Coding region: 967-2568 (533 amino acids)
Cellular component (GO): Golgi apparatus
Molecular function (GO): mannan synthase activity
Source: RefSeq, a predicted model, not a curated record